GCGCGUCCAUGCCGUUGUCGUUUUAGGAGGCCGGAGGCCCGCGCAGAUCUCCCUCCGACGCCACCGUCAAAAACCAAAGCGUCUCUCUCUCUCUCCGUGGAUUGUUGCUGCUGCUAUGGUCGAUCGGAGCAGAUGCGACGCCGAUCAGGAAUAGCUGGUGGCUUGAAUUUGGGAGAUUCGAUGGAGGCGCGAAGCUGAACCGGAUGUUGAAAGAUGGGUUUCGUGAUGUCGUCGUGCUGCUUCGUUCUUAUGCUCUUGUGCUUGGCCUGCUAUGUCAACGGCAGAAACUUGGAGCUGGGCAUCUUUCAUGCUAAAGAAGGCAGUUUUGCAGAUGAAGAGGAUGUUAAGAUCAUUGCCACAUACAGCCACUCCUCCGGGGAAGUUCGGAUGGGUAUUGUAAGAAUGAAGGACCUUUCUAAUUCAUGGGCGUGGGAAAAUACAGUCGAUGGAAACCAUGGUCCCAUAAAUGAUCUCCUGGUAGAGAAGACAACGAGCAAUCAUUCAGAGAUGAGAUUUGAUGGUGGAAGUGGAACUCAAUAUCAGCCUGUGCCCCCGUCAAGCCCUGUGAAGCUCAAGCGUCGGAUGAUGCGCCAGGAAAGGAGGGUCCUCCGAACUGCAGAGCUUAUCCAACAAGGUAAAGAAGAGGAUGAUCAGAUGGUUGAAGCAGCAAUAGAAAGGUCCAAAAAUCUCGAUACCACCGUGAAGGGAAAGUACAGCAUAUGGAGAAGAGAUUAUGAGAAUCCUAAUUCUGAUUCUACAUUAAAACUUAUGCGUGACCAGAUCAUAAUGGCAAAAGCAUAUGCUACCAUUGCUAAAUCAAAAAAUAAUACUAGCCUUUAUAGUGUCCUCAUGAAGCACUCUAGAGAAAGUCGUCAAGUUAUUGGAGAAGCAAGUUCGGAUGCUGAGCUUCAUUCCAGUGCACUCGAUCAGGCAAAAGCAAUGGGCCACAUCCUCUCUUUGGCGAAGGACCAAUUAUAUGAUUGCCUUACAGUUGCAAGGAAACUAAGAGGGAUGCUUCAGUCAACUGAAGACAACGUGAAUGCUCUUAAGAAAAAGAGUGCAUUUCUCAUUCAGCUAGCCGCUAAAACAGUUCCUACUCCAUUGCAUUGCCUUCCUCUACAGCUCACCGCCGACUAUUAUUUUCUGCAUUAUGCUAGUAAAGGAGACCUGGACAAAGACAAGAUUGAAGAUCCUUCACUGUACCACUAUGCAAUCUUUUCUGAUAAUGUGCUAGCAACUUCCGUGGUUGUGAAUUCUACAAUGCAGCAUGCACAGGAGCCUGAGAAGCACGUGUUCCAUAUUGUGACAGAUAAGCUAAAUUUUGCAGCAAUGAAAAUGUGGUUUCUUGUCAAUCCUCCUGCCAAAGCGACUGUUCAGGUUGAAAAUAUUGAUGAAUUUACAUGGCUCAAUUCUUCAUAUUGUUCUGUUCUACGUCAACUUGAGUCUGCCAGGGUUAAAGAAUAUUAUUUCAAGGCCAAUCACCCUUCCUCCCUAUCUGCUGGGACCGACAAUCUCAAAUACAGAAAUCCAAAGUAUCUGUCCAUGCUGAAUCAUCUUCGAUUUUACCUUCCUGAAGUCUACCCAAAGUUAAACAAGAUACUAUUUUUGGAUGAUGACAUAGUGGUUCAGAAGGACUUGACGCCUCUUUGGUCUGUUGAUCUGCAUGGGAUGGUAAAUGGUGCCGUUGAGACUUGUAAGGAGAGUUUCCAUAGGUUCGAUAAGUAUCUCAACUUCUCUAAUCCAAUCAUCUCUGAGAACUUUGAUCCUGGUGCUUGUGGUUGGGCAUAUGGUAUGAAUAUGUUUGACCUCAAGGAGUGGAAGAAGCGAAACAUCACGGGAAUAUAUCACCGCUGGCAGGACAUGAACGAGGAUAGGACAUUGUGGAAACUCGGCACGUUACCCCCGGGAUUGAUCACCUUCUACAAUCUGACUUAUCCGCUCGAUCGGAGGUGGCACGUGUUGGGACUCGGCUAUGAUCCGGCACUCAAUCUGACAGAGAUAGAUAAUGCAGCCGUCGUUCAUUACAACGGAAACUACAAGCCCUGGUUGGAUUUGGCGGUCGCCAAGUACAAACCUUAUUGGUCGAAAUACAUCAUGUUCGACAACCCAUAUCUUCGGCGUUGCAACAUAAGCGAAUAACUCUCGCUCUCUCUGCGAAAAAGGAUUCCUUUCUCCAGCAGAAGCACCAUUGCGCUCGGCGAAGGCUGAGAUAUUCUUUAAACUUCGACAAGAGACGGCACGGAACAAUCAAAUUUUCAUAUUUUUUUGCAUAAACUUGGCAGAUGAAGUUUUGCAGUCAUAACAAUAGAAGAAAAGUUCCAUUA
This is a messenger RNA of Syzygium oleosum, 2324 nucleotides long. RefSeq names its product probable galacturonosyltransferase 3. The record is from RefSeq and is a predicted model, not a curated record. The coding region runs from base 214 to 2139 and encodes 641 amino acids. Lineage: Eukaryota; Viridiplantae; Streptophyta; Magnoliopsida; Myrtales; Myrtaceae. The transcript has 8 exons. Gene Ontology annotation, molecular function: polygalacturonate 4-alpha-galacturonosyltransferase activity.